UCUAGAUUCGUCCAUAAAUUCAGGUGUUCUUGGCUCCUUGGUUGUCAUGAUUUAGUCUUACCAAUAGUAAUUAAAAAAGUUUCACUAUGCACGCAAGAACAUCUAGUUAUGCGUCGAUCACGGACUUCUUUCUUCCUAGUAAACCCAAAGGGCUAAGGUCAAGGGACCUGAGCACAACUAGGUUGAAUUUGUUGAAACAGGAGAUACAAACGGAUGCACAUCUCAUUCCCCUCAAGGAAUUUUACAUCCGUUACACGACUGACCCGGUAAAUGGACUGACCAGUGCGAGGGCAGCAGAGUUUCUGAGGUUCUAUGGGCACAACGCCCUCACGCCCGGAACACAGUACGGCUGGCCUAAAGUACUUAUAAAAUCGAUGUGUACAGGAUUCUCUGUAUUAAUUUGGCUCGGCGCCCUGCUGUGUCUGGGCGCAUACCUCCUCGAGGCGUCCUCCAAACCGAACCCGAGCCGCGACAACUUGUACUUGGGAUGCGUCCUCAUCGCGGUCGACGUGAUUUGUGGCUUUUUCAGCUUCUUUCAGAACUACAAAAGUUCGAAGAUAAUGAAAACGUUCAACAGCAUGAUUCCCACUUACGCCCACUGCACUAGAGACGGCGUGCUAAACUUGGACACCAAUGUCAGGGACCUCGUGAGAGGAGACCUAGUACGCGUGCAGGCUGGGAACAUAGUGCCUGCUGAUAUUCGGAUCAUAGACAGUAAAGGGUUCAAAGUAGACAACUCAUCCCUAACAGGCGAGUCUGUAGCAGUAUGCCGCAGCAACUCCGAAGGCACUGCCAACAUACUAGAAUCCCCGAAUGUCGCCUUCUUUUCUACGCAAUGUGUCGAAGGUUGGGCUACAGGUAUCGUCAUGUGCACUGGUGACCUAACGGCCUUAGGUCGCGUAGCCGGCCUAGCCACCAGGAUCCAGCCGAAACCGUCCCCCCUGUCCCAGGAGAUAUCCCGGUUCAUGCGCUACAUGUGCAUCUGGGCGCUGGGCUUGGGCGUAUUCGUGGCGUGUGCGUCCCUGGCGCUGGGGUACCAGUUCAUGCAGACCAUCAUAUUCGUUAUUGGAAUUAUUGUGGCUAAUAUUCCGGAAGGAUUGCAACCAACAGUGACAGCAUCGCUUACUCUAACCGCCCAGCACAUGGUCAAGAAGAACUGCCUGAUAAAGAACCUAGACGCCAUUGAAGCCUUGGGGGCGUGCACUACCAUUUGCUCAGACAAAACCGGUACCCUCACUGAGAAUAAGAUGUGCGUGUACGAUGUGUGGACGUGGAACAAAACUCUGACAGUAUCAGAUACGUUUGAUGAUGCGAUACGCAACAAUCAAGCUUACCCGGCUCUAAUAAGAUGUGGAGCCCUAUGCAGCAGAGCCACGUUCAAGCCCGACGGCACCAUCAACGGAGACGCUUCAGAGUCCGCCAUCUUGAAUUUCGUCACCAAACAUGGCGAUCCGGUGUCCUUGAGGUCACAGCACCCUAAAGUUGCGGAGAUACCCUUUAACUCUACUUAUAAAUACCAAGUAAGCGUGCACUUGGAUAAUAAAACUUCGAGAUACUUGGUUUUAAUGAAAGGAGCUCCAGAAAUCAUUAUAGCCCGGUGUGACACUAUAUCCACGGAUAAAGACACUAAGUCCUUCACCCGAGAAAUGAAGGAAAGGGCAGACUCAGCUGGAGUAGAAAUGGCCAAAACUGGUAAAAGGAUCCUUGCGUUAGCGGACCUAGUUUUGGAUACUAAUAAAUUUCCGAUGAAUUAUAAAUUCGAUACCGAGGAUAUUAAUUUCCCAGUGGACAAAUUACGCUUUGUAGGAAUUUUGGGACUAAUGGAUCCGCCAAGAAAAGAGGUGCUGUCAGCGAUACAGCGCGUGCGCGCAGCUGGAGUCCGCGUAAUGAUGGUGACAGGGGACCACCCAGAGACCGCGCGCGCGGUGGCUGGUGAGGUCGGCAUCGCUACAGCAUCCUCGUGCCACGUGAUCACGGGCGCUGAGCUCCGUGGCAUGACGCCCGACCUGCUUGACUGGACAAUCGAUAAAUACUAUGAGAUUGUAUUUGCACGAACAUCGCCCACUCAAAAGCUGCAGAUAGUAGAAGCAUGCCAGCGGCGCGGUGGUAUUGUAGCGGUAACAGGCGACGGCGUCAAUGACGCGCCGGCGCUACGCCGCGCGGAUAUCGGCAUAUCCAUGGGCAUCACAGGUUCACAAGUAUCGAAACAAACAGCUGACAUAAUUUUGAUGGAUGACAACUUCGCGACCAUCGUCACUGGAAUAGAGGAAGGACGGAAAAUAUUCGACAAUUUAAAGAAAUCCAUUUGUUACAUACUCAUUUCAAAUGUCCCGGAAAUCUUCCCCGUGCUAAUGUUUAUUUUGUUUUCAAUACCUCUGCCAUUGGGAGUAAUGACCAUUUUAUGCGUGGACCUGGGCACGGACAUGUGGCCCGCCGUCUCCCUGGCGCACGAGCGCGCCGAGUCCGACGUGAUGGCGCGGCCGCCGCGCAGCGGCCAGCAACUCGUGUCCGGCCGUAUGCUGCGACUUGCUUACGGACAUCUCGGCUUAAUCGAGGUGGCUGCUGGAAUGUUCGCCUACUUCGUGGUUAUGGCAGAACAUGGAUUCUUCCCUGAUGUUCUAUUUGGCAUACGAAGCGACUGGGACAACGAAGCCGUGAGCGACCUCCAAGACUCCGUGGGCCAGGAAUGGACGUACGAGGCUCGCAUGGGCGUGCAGCGCGCCAGCCAGGCCGCGUACUUCGUCGCUGUCGUCAUUACGCAGAUGAUGAACGGCAUCAUUUGCAAGACGAGAUACAACUCCAUUGCUCACGUUGGCAUGAAAAACAAGGUGCUGAAUAUGGGUCUCGUGGUAGAGCUACUCGUAGCCUGCCUAGUGUGCUACUGUCCGGGCAUCAAUAACUUUUUCAGGGCAUACCCUUUACAUCUACGAUGGUGGUUCUUGGCGGUCCCAUUUGCAUUGUUUAUGUUUAUUUUCGACGAAUUCAGAAGAUACUGUAUAAGAAGAGAAUUAUUUGGUGGAUGGUUCAAUAUGCUCACGUACUACUAAACAGCUAAGUUAAAAAUUACGUAUUUUAAGUUGAUAGGCAUACGAAGGUUUUAUAGGAAAAUAAAAACAAAAUAUUCAAGACAUGAGCCAUUUUACUUGCCACGCUUUUGAUCCCACAAUGAUACUCCUUUUACCUUUAGUCAUAUGUAUCUAAACUAAUUAAAUGAGCAAUAAUAAACACAUAACUCAGGUCACUAUAUAACUAAGUCAAAGGUAUACAAUGAUAAUAACGCUGCUACCGAUUAAUUAUAUCAACCGCGUACCUACAAGUCAAAGAGCGGUGCGCAUGCGCACCGGACGCGUAGAUAUGAACACGUGCAUCACUGGCCCAGCCGGUAUCAUCCAAGCAUCAGCACGGGAAGCAUGGACGCGCGAUAGACGAUAAAAUAG
Leguminivora glycinivorella is the source of this 3437-nucleotide messenger RNA. RefSeq names its product sodium/potassium-transporting ATPase subunit alpha-like. NCBI's taxonomy places the organism in Eukaryota, Metazoa, Arthropoda, Insecta, Lepidoptera, Tortricidae. Gene Ontology annotation, biological process: proton transmembrane transport; potassium ion import across plasma membrane; sodium ion export across plasma membrane. Gene Ontology annotation, molecular function: ATP hydrolysis activity; P-type sodium:potassium-exchanging transporter activity; ATP binding. The record is from RefSeq and is a predicted model, not a curated record. The transcript is spliced from 18 exons. The coding region runs from base 87 to 3047 and encodes 986 amino acids. Gene Ontology annotation, cellular component: membrane.